Messenger RNA from Dreissena polymorpha, 744 nucleotides. RefSeq lists its product as uncharacterized. NCBI's taxonomy places the organism in Eukaryota, Metazoa, Mollusca, Bivalvia, Myida, Dreissenidae. Bases 64 to 744 code for a protein of 226 amino acids. The transcript is spliced from 2 exons. The record is from RefSeq and is a predicted model, not a curated record.
CUUCUGUUGGACUUAAAGAACACCCGAAUAUUUUAAAAAGAGAAGUUUAUUUGGUUUGAAAUCAUGAAUGGGAGGAUAAUACUUGGCAUUGCAUCUUUUCUCUACUGCAUAGCGGGCGUUGUUAGUUAUCAUCCUUUCUUCUUCCCACGAUAUCAACCCGACAAUUAUGUCUCCGUUCACAAAUCCCCAACAAGCAGAAAUCCGUUCGAGUUCAAGAGGCGAUGGCCUUCGGGAUUUGAUAGGCUAUCGAUGGGCUUCAUAAAGCGAGACAAGAAUGAAAACACGCGAAACAACGACGAGACUAUGCGAAACAACGAUGAAACCUCCAGCUUGGACGUUUACGAUAAAGGCAUGUAUGACAAGCUGUUGGACGAUCUAUACACCAGGAAAGCACAUGAGAAUCCACCUCAAUUAAGUAAGCGUUAUUUUGACCGACUUUCGUCGGGAUUUAUUCGCAAGAAACGCUCAGCUGUCCCGAACUCUCGUUCGUAUGUUGGUAAUAGUAUACAGAAAUCACAACUAAACGUUCAGAAAAAUGUAGAUACAACCAACCCCAUGGAACAUCCGGACAGUGUUGGUAAGAGAGACUAUGAUAGGCACGUGACAGAACAAGAACAGGGUAGGGAAGACGCCGUAUCUGGCAAACGGGGUUUUGACAGACUGAAUGCUGGUUUUGUGAAACGUCCAUUCGACCGAUUAAACUCUGGAUUUGUGAAACGUCCGUUCGAACCGAUUAAACUCUGA